AAUGCUAAAGUGCUAGGACGUUUUGUGCCUCGAUUGUGCAAAACGCGUCCAAUAUAAUAAAAAAAAAACGACAACAAAAACAUAAAACCCAGACGAUCCGCAAUCGUAUGACUCAUUGCGCAAACAGAUUGCGUCAAUUCUCGUCUCGACAAAGGGUUUUCAAGGUGCGACAAAUUGUUCAUUCCUUAUUUUGGGUAGCGCGUUUAGAGCUGAUGUAACUUAAAGAGUACGCGUAUAGAAGUAACUUUCACUGGGAGAGGGCGAUGUGUUCGCCGUUAAAACGAGUGAAAACCGUGGCUAUGUGAUCGACCUUUGGGAGGGGCAAAAACCGUUGUUUUUUAUAGUUCAUUUCAGUUUUUACGUUUUCUUUCUUAUCUUUUUUUGUUCUGUUUUUAAAUUGGUCCAUCUCCUUUUUUACGUCUUUGCUUUGGCGAAGAAAAAGGGGCUACGGUGGGUGUGUGUGUGUCUGUGUACGGUGUGCUAUCCGUGCGGAGCCAGCCAGAGCCAGCAUCCUCUACAAUCGAUAGCUGUGUAGAGUGUAGCUGCUGCCGCGAGGUUGCCAAAGCUGAAAGCGAAAAUCCGGCAGCGUCGCACAGCUGAGCAGGACAUUGCUCGGAUCUCGAUAGACUAAAUAAAUCUCCGCCCGUCGUGAUUUAGAAAGAAUAUUCCAAUCGAGUUGAAAAGUUUCUUCGAGCAAGUUUCUGUUGGUGCUGAUCGAAAUAAAAUACAAGGCUAAAGAGAAUUUUUGGAAUCAAUAGGAUUAAUUUGACGUCUUCUGGCGGAUUUUGCAAACGCAAGAGGGGGAUGGUGUACUUCUUGGCGAAUGGGGGUAUGGGAGAUAUUGAACCCCGCAACAGGAAAUAUGCGGAUCAACCCCGUGAUCAUCUUUGCAUCGAGCAAGCUCAAUACGACACCAGUUAUAACGAGGUCGACUUGUUACCACUCAGUAACCAGGUUGGAGGACAUACGCGGUUAAUGCUACUGAACCAGAGCACAAUAUGCAAACCGUUGAACAUCAGAGAACUAGAGUUCUAUCAAAAUAUACAAGACCAACCUAUCAAAAAUUUUGUACCGAAGUAUAAAGGCGUUAUGCAAGCGACUCUCUGCAGCGGCGAAAAAUUGGAAAAACGUUACAGCCCCAGCUUCCGAGACUACGAAAAUUCACGUACAAAAAGUGGUUUUAAAAGAAAACGAGAAGAAGUAUUAAAGCGACCUUUCAGAAUGAAAAUACACAACACCGGUCAUCCUAAAGAUGUCUUGAAGAGCAUCUCUCAAACGGAUAACACUAAUAAACAGUACUUCAUUAUGCUGGAAAACAUCACCUCGAACUAUACCCAUCCUUGCAUUCUCGACUUGAAAAUGGGUACGAGACAACACGGAGAUGAUGCUACCGCGGAAAAACGUACCAAACAAAUGGCUAAGUGCGCAGCUAGCACAUCGGCUUCUUUAGGAGUUCGUCUUUGUGGAAUGCAAGUUUAUCAAGCUGAUCGAGAUCAUUAUGAUAAACGCGACAAGUAUUGGGGGAGGGAAUUAGAUGAGAGUGGUUUUAAAAAUGGUCUCUGUCAGUUUUUUGAUAAUGGAUUUGGUUUGAGGAUGUACGUUAUAAGGAAAGUUAUUGAAAAAUUGGAUCAAUUAAGAAGCGUUAUUGAAAAACAAAGUUGCUACAGGUUUUAUUCAUGUUCCUUAUUGGUUGUAUAUGAAGGAAACGGUGGUAUACCAUACAUGGUAGGAAAAUCAAAGAUCUGUUCAAAUAGUCCCGUAUUUUGUAUAAACGAUUAUACACAAUGCUCAGAUACAAGUCGCGAUAUUCCAUGUUGUUACGAUGCUGAUGCAAGUAAUUCAUCGUUGGAUUUAAGUCACGAUGAUGUCAGUCAAGAUUCUCACCAUCGCGGAUUUGGCGAGGCUGCGGCAAGAGGAGCAAAAUCUGCGACAAAUUUUUAUCCGAUCUCCGAAGAGACGACAAUGUAUAUGGAUUCGCCGCCGCGACAAAUAACGGUCUCGAGUCCCGUUUCUCUCGAUAGUUGGAUGAUGUACUCAAAUAGUAGCAGCGAUGAGUACUCAUUACCGGGACAAUAUAACGGGGUUAGUUCAAAUGAUGAUACUUCCGAUUUCGAAUUAAAUUCUCCGGCGAAAACGAAAGCAACACGAAAUUGUCAGUUACAAUUUGAAGAGUUGGAACUGGAGGAUGAAGAUGAUGAGGAAUUAAAUACCACCGUUGCACAUAAAAGUGUUUCGAAAAGACAAAGGGUGAAAGAUACGCAUUUAGGCGUGGCGUCCGGAAGUACGAGAAGGUCAAAAUCUCCAGCACCUGUUCAAGUGGAUUUAAGAAUGAUCGAUUUUGCGCAUACGUCGUUUGUUACGAAUAACAGUUCGACAGCUCCAAGUUCCACUGUUCAUCAAGGUCCCGACGGAGGUUUCUUGACCGGUUUGGAUAGCUUAAAGAGACUAUUACUCGAAAUCAUUAAUGACGAGGGCUAAUUUAUUAUUUUGUGAAUAUAAAAAUUUACUUUGAAAGAA
Messenger RNA from Onthophagus taurus, 2517 nucleotides. RefSeq names its product Inositol hexakisphosphate kinase (gene Ip6k). Gene Ontology annotation, cellular component: nucleus; cytoplasm. Lineage: Eukaryota; Metazoa; Arthropoda; Insecta; Coleoptera; Scarabaeidae. Gene Ontology annotation, biological process: phosphatidylinositol phosphate biosynthetic process; inositol phosphate biosynthetic process. Gene Ontology annotation, molecular function: inositol hexakisphosphate kinase activity. The record is from RefSeq and is a predicted model, not a curated record.